AUGUUAACCAAUGAUUGCAGCCGCACCGAUUGCAGUGCCUCCUAUGCACCUGCGUUGGGCGUCGAACAUGAUGAACGGGAUUUGCUGUUUGGAGGACACAAUGGCGUAAAAAGCCAAGAGAUCAUGGCUGCUGUGCCACCAAAGUCUGUUGUGGACAGGAUGGUUGCAGGUUAUUUCCUCGACAGGCCAAUCGUCCCCGUUGUUUUACACGGUCCAACGUUCCUAAUCGAGUAUGAGCGUUUCUGGGAGAACCCACUAGGGACAUCCUUGAUAUGGCACCAUAGCAUUGAAACACUUUUGCUCUACUUGAAUAUUGAACUCCUUCGAAGAGAAGAUGCUCAGACUGAACCGUGGAUGAUGUUUGGAGUGACUGUGCGACUUGCAUACCGCAUGGGUUAUCAUCGGGAUGCGACGCACUUCCCUCAAAUUUCCCCGUUUCAAGGCGAAAUGCGGCGGCGUAUUUGGGCGCUGAUUGUUCAGCUUGAUAUCUUCACUUCAGCCCAAGUGGGCUUACCCCGAAUGACUCGAGAUGACCAAGCAGAUGCAGCUGAACCGCGCAAUCUUCUAGACGAAGACCUGCAUCAGGACAUGCAAGAGUUGCCCCCUUCACGCCCUUCCGCUGUUCAGACAGAAAUUCAAUACACCUUGUUGCAGACCAAACUGGUUUUAGUGUGUGGUCGGGUUUUUGACUGGGUGGGAGCGCUGUCGAGUAAACGGACGAAUUUGUCCUUUGCGGAAGCCGACGUUGCGCGACUAGACAAACAAUUGGAUGACGCAUAUGCGGCAUUGCCAGAGCCCCUUCGCAUGCGUCCAAUGUCAAAGUCAUUGGUAGAUAAUGCGGAAACUAUCCUCCGCCGGAUUUCUCUUUGUCUGCGUUUCCAGGGAGCUAAGUGUCUAUUGCACUAUCAUUUUUCAUCUCUUCUUCCGUCCCUUCUCCAGGGCCAGCACCUCAAUGGCCAUGACACAGGUUCUCACGAAACCACUAUUCGCGCUGCGUUACAAAUCCUUCAAUGCCAGCGGAUUUUAUACGAAGAAACUCAAGUUUCCGGUCGGCUCUAUAAGGAUCGAUGGAGAGUCUCAUCAUUGCUUAAAGACCCUUGCUUGAUGGCUACCGCCGUGCUGUGCUCAGAACUCGAUGGGCCGCAUGGUAGACCUCAGAGCUCACGCGAAGAUGGCGAGCGUAUAAUAGAUACCUCAGAUAACAUUAUUAUGACCAAUCCGGCCCUUCCGACUCAAUCACGGCAGAGUGUGAGAGCCGAGAUUAUUCAAACUUUGCACGAUUGCUGUCUCGUCUGGACUCAUCUCAGCGGGACUUCGUUCGAAGCCUCGAAAGCAGCAGAAGCAGUCCGCACGGUACUAAAUAAAAUGCAAGAUAUGAGUGUCGACUUAUCGCCGACAGUCGAUACGAGAUCAAUUGUGGAUUUUACAAUGAAUAACAGCAUUAUGGUUCCUGGGAACAGUAUUGCUGAAAAUUCUUCCAGAGGUUUUGAUCUUCUAGACCACGGGGCACAGAAUCUAGUAUCGAACAUGCAGCAUGACAGUACCGCCCAUCAGCUUAAUGAAGUGACGAACCACACAGAAAUUGGUCAAAAUGCUCAGAUGGAAUAUAACCCGUUGUCCCCGUCUCAGCUCAAUACGAAAUAUGAUGAAACUGCUGGAUUCAGCGAGCAUGAAAGCUCCGUUGGGCUACAGCCCGCCUUCCCGUCAGUAUGGAGAUAG
Talaromyces atroroseus is the source of this 1719-nucleotide messenger RNA. RefSeq names its product putative Transcription factor. The coding region runs from base 1 to 1719 and encodes 572 amino acids. Gene Ontology annotation, biological process: DNA-templated transcription. Gene Ontology annotation, molecular function: zinc ion binding; DNA binding. NCBI's taxonomy places the organism in Eukaryota, Fungi, Ascomycota, Eurotiomycetes, Eurotiales, Trichocomaceae. The transcript is spliced from 6 exons. Gene Ontology annotation, cellular component: nucleus. The record is from RefSeq and is a predicted model, not a curated record.